CUCAGAACUCUGAGAGGGACGGAGAGAGCCAGAGGCUGCCUGAAGUUGCAGAGAGAAACAGCCAGACCAGGAACACCUCCCGGCUGAGACAACUGCCCAGCAGAAGUCAAGGCAGGUGGAGGCAGGAGAGCAACCUGGACCUGAGCCAUGGACAGAUCAGACGACACGGUUGAAAUACCAGCCCUGGGCCGCCCAUUCCAGCUGGGGAUGCUGUACGACUGUCGUAGAGAUGCCCUCAUGCCAGGAAUCACCCUUUGGGGCCACGACUCGCUUCAGAAGGACAUGUGUAUCAAACCACAACCCAAGGCUGAAUAUGAAAUCAUUGCAUCUGAUUCCAUCGAAGAUAAGGCCUCUGCCCUCAAUGUCUCAGCAUCACUCAAGGCCAGUUUUUUGGGUGGAAUGGUUGAAGUGGGUGGAUCAGGCAAAUUCCUUCAAGACACCAAGAAGUCUACGAAACAGGCCAGAGUCACUCUGCAGUACAAAGCUACCACCAAGUAUUCACAGCUGACCAUGAGCCAUUUGGGAAUCCAAAAUGUCACUUAUCCAGCUGUUUUUGAGCAUGGUACAGCCACCCACGUUGUCACUGCCAUCUUGUAUGGAGCCCAGGCUUUCUUUGUGUUUGACCGAAAUGUCUCUUCUUCCGAGUCUGUGCAAGACAUACAAGGAAGUCUCAAAGUUAUGAUAGAGAAGAUGGUCACUAUUGAAGGUGAAGCAGUCCUCAAAAUGAAUGACCAGGAAAGAAACCAUGCAAAUCAGUUCAACUGCAAGUUCUAUGGAGAUUUUUCUCUGGAGAGUAACCCAGUGACUUUUCAAGAUGCUAUGAAAGUCUACACUUCUCUGCCCAAAAUGCUGGGUGCCAAUGGAGACAAGGCUGUGCCUGUCAGAGUCUGGCUCUACCCACUGACCAAGCUGGAUUCCAAAGCAGCUAAGAUGGUGCGUGAGAUCAGCUUAACACUGAUCUUUGGUGCCCAAACCGUCAUGGAGCAGCUGAGCGAAAUCGAUAUGAGAUGCAAUGAUCUGUCUACCAAUCCCAUUGCUACCACCUUCCCAGAAAUACAGUUGAAAAUCAAGAGAUUCCAGGAUUUCUGCAAGCAACACAGGCAGACUUUCCAGCAAGAUCUGGCAGGAAUCUUGCCUUUGAUCCGGGGAGGGGGGAAAGAGGAAAGAGUUCUGGUGGACAUCUUAACAUCCAUAAAUCAAUCACCCUUCAAUGGCCAAAGACUCAAUGAAUUUUUGAAUAAUAAGGAACGAGAGAUAACCAUGGUCAAGUCUUACCUUGAUAUCCUGAGUGGGAUAGAAACCAUCUCCUCCCAGAAUAAACUGGAAGAGGUAGUGCUUAACCACCAGAAUGAAUUUGUUGUCUCAUUUACAUUCACUUCUUUACAUGAUGAGGAACCAUUUUUAACCAGCUUACAACACUUUCUUCAGAAACGAUCAGCAGAUCCCACAGGAGUCCAGAAUGCACCGGAGGAUUGGAAUGCUUGGUUUCAGGAAAAAGACAGACAGAGAAAUGCUCGGAAAGCUGCCAAGUCCAUUGCUAAUUUUGCCCGAGUCAAUAAAUCAAACAGGAAUACCCGGUUCCUUGUGGCUUCUGUCCCGGAUCAGGACAACCCAGGAGCUUCCAUUUACCUCUAUGAAGAUGGGGAGCUGUUCAGCAACAACUUUGAGCUGCCCUCAAAACCUCUCCCUCCACUGAUUGGGCGAAUUGGACAUGACCACGUGCAGCUGACAUUUCAACCUGCGGAGUAUGGGAGGUCUUCAAUCUCAAGCUAUCAAGUAGAGUACAAAAUUGCAGGAGAAGAAAAUUGGAAGAUUGUGAAUACAGACGACAGUCAGGAGACAUUCCAAGUGAGAGGGUUGAGUGCAAACACAGAAUACCAGUUUCGAUACACUGCUAGGAGCAAACCAGGACUUUGUGACACCAGCAACGUGAGUAAAUCUGUACAGACACUUCCUACCAGCCCUCCUGGGAAACUGAGAGUGAUAAUUGCAGAGUCUUCCGAAAUCAGUAUAGCCUGGGAGAGCCCAAAGGUCAUUGGCCAGGGAGCUGUUAUAAAGGAAUACAAAGUGGACUACAGUGAAGAGGCUGGAGAGGCAAAAAGGAAGGAGAAAGAUGAAUGGGCUGAAAAAAGAACAGGGAAGAAAACAGAGUUCUGUGAGAUUGAUGGUCUGAAGCCCCAGACAUCCUACAGAUUCAAAGUCUCAGCCAUGUGUGCCGGUGGGGCUGAGAGUGAGCCCAGCAAAGAGAUUGAGGUUUCCACAUUGUUGGAAGGAGACAAGAACAGAGUCGCUUGUAAAUACCUCCAAGACAGCAGCCUGGUUGAGGAUGGGCCACCAGCAGUGUAUGCUCUGCCACUGGAGGCCAUACCAGAUGUCUCUACAUCCUGUCGAACAUACCAGCUAGGGAAAGAGAACAUGCAGCUGAAAAGCGCCCCACGCUGCGCCCCAUCGCGCAAGCCAGCUGCUCGUUCUCCAAGCAGCCACGAGGGGGAAUUCUUGUCCUGCUCAUUCCAAGCAGAAGAGAACAUAAAUUCAGCUGCUACUUUCGUUUUCCCUCCGGAGAAGCAGCUCGUCGCUCGCUUCCCGUUCACUGCAGGAAAAUUCAAAACGGCGUGGAAGACGACGCGGGGCGAAGAAGGAUCUGCAGAAGCAGCUUAA
Lacerta agilis (Sand lizard) is the source of this 2658-nucleotide messenger RNA. RefSeq names its product verrucotoxin subunit beta-like. The transcript has 4 exons. Gene Ontology annotation, molecular function: protein binding. NCBI's taxonomy places the organism in Eukaryota, Metazoa, Chordata, Lepidosauria, Squamata, Lacertidae. The record is from RefSeq and is a predicted model, not a curated record. The coding region runs from base 148 to 2658 and encodes 836 amino acids.